Triticum turgidum subsp. durum (durum wheat) is the source of this 1590-nucleotide messenger RNA. The record is from the annotation of a GenBank genome assembly. Lineage: Eukaryota; Viridiplantae; Streptophyta; Magnoliopsida; Poales; Poaceae.
AUGAAUCCUGAAUCGGUAUUAAGUCCAGCAGCACUACCAUGGAGCUACCUCGCCUGCGGCCUCUUGGGCCUGGCGCUCCUGUGGCCGACCACCCGGCUGCUAGACCAGCUAUGGUGGCGGCCGAGGCGGCUGGAGCGGGCUCUUCGCGCCCAGGGCCUCCGUGGGACGUCGUACAGUUUCCUCCUCGGCGACAUGAGCGACUACGGCAGGCAAAACAAGGAGGCGUGGUCGAAGCCUCUGCCGCUGCGCUGCCACGACAUCGGUGCACACGUCCUGCCUUUCCUCUACAGCACCGUCCAGGAGCACGGCAAGCAGUGCAUCUCCUGGUUCGGUCCGGUUCCCAAGGUGAGCAUCACCGAUCCUAACCUGGUCAGGGAGAUCAUGUCCAACAAGUUCGGGCACAUCCAGAAGGUCAAGUUCCCCGCGCUAUCCAAGCUCCUCGCCGUGGGCGUGGCCACCCACGAGGGCGAGAAAUGGGUCAAGCACAGAAGGAUACUCAACCCUGCGUUCCAUGUUGAGAAGCUCAAGAUCAUGUUGCCAGCCUUCUCUUUGUGUUGUGAAGAGCUUGUCAACAAAUGGACACAGUCCCUUGGUCCCGACGGGUCAUGCGAGGUGGAUGCUUCCCUAGAGCUCCAGAGCCUCACCGGAGAUGUCAUCUCACGCACCGCAUUCGGCAGCAGUUAUCUCGAAGGAAGAAGGAUUUUUCAACUGCAGUCUGAGCAGGUCGGACGGUUCAUGGCAGCCAUUCACAAGAUCAUGAUUCCCGGUUACAUGUCCUUCCCUACUAAAAAUAAUCGAAGGAUGCGUCAAAUUAACAACGAGAUAGAGUCCAUUCUACGAGCUCUAAUUGGGAAAAGGAUGCAAGCUAUGCAAGAAGGAGAAAGCACAAAUGAUGACUUACUCGGCUUAUUGCUCGAGUCAAACAAGACUGACGUAAAUGAAAAUGGCCAAUCCGUUCCAGGAAUGUCCACUGAAGAGGUAAUAGAGGAGUGCAAGCUGUUCUACUUUGCAGGAAUGGAGACAACAUCAAUAUUACUCACGUGGACGAUGGUGGUACUUAGCAUGCACCCAGAGUGGCAGGACCGUGCAAGGGAGGAGGUUCUUGGCCUAUUUGGAAAACAUAAGCUUGACUACGAGGGUCUUAAUCGACUCAAAACUGUGACAAUGAUUCUUUAUGAAGUUCUCCGGUUGUACCCACCGGCUAGUGCGUUCACCCGGCAGACGUACAAGGAGAUUGAGAUCGGAGGCAUCAGGUACCCACCUGGUGUGAUUUUCGAGAUGUCUGUGUUGCACAUCCACCACGACAAGGAUAUCUGGGGAGACGACGUCCACCAAUUCAGGCCCGAUAGGUUCGCUGAGGGGAUCUCCAAGGCUUCCAAGGAAAGGGGAGCAUUUUUCCCGUUUGGAUGGGGGCCACGGAUCUGUAUCGGUCAGAAUUUUGCACUGCUUGAGGCCAAGAUGGCAUUGUGCAUGAUUCUUCGGCGCUUUGAGUUUGAGCUCGCGGGGUCGUAUACUCAUGCGCCACAUACCGUAAUGAUGUUGCGUCCCAUGCAUGGUGCUCAAAUUAAGCUGCGGGCGAUCUCUUCGUAG